ACCCACGAUGAAAAUACUUAUAAUUCGACUGUGUCCCCUGAAGAAGAUUGCUGUUCACCCACGUUGUGUUUGGUUUCUCGCAUCACAAUGGUCAAUGGUUUCUCCUUCGUCGCACUCUGCUCCGCCUUGCUGGGCGUGAGCAGAGGUGCUGCAAUGGGCUCUAACGAGGAGUAUGCCUCAGGCGCUGUUCAUGCGCGCAUCAUGGGAAUGAAGAUGGCACAAUGGAGCGCGGAGCUUGCAGCUGGUCAGAUGGAAAGCUCACAAUACCCUGAGCUCAGCUAUACUCCUUGUGAAGACGGAUGGGCUGCUGCUAUCCCUGGAGAUGUGAACAACACCUUUAGGUGCAACAAUGUUGAUCUCUACCACUUCCUUUCUCAUGCAAAUCUUGGCAGUGUCGGCCGCGGGUCAUCGUCGUGGGGUUGGACUUCCGAGGACGGAAGAGAAUUCGUCGCUAUUGGUCAAUACGACGGAACCGCUUUCGCUGAGAUCAGCAGCGAAGGUAAAAUGGUUUACCUCGGCCGUUUGCCCCAGUACGAUUCUAUCGGCUCCAAUUGGAGAGAAAUCCGAAUCGUCCGAGACUUGCUUGUCGUCGGUUCGGAGGCUAUCAAGCACGGCGUGCAAUUCUUCGACAUGAAGAAGUUGCUCGAACUCGACCCCGAAAACCCCACCAACUUUACUCAGGCCGACUUGACUGGACACUGGGAUAAGCUUCCCGUUGGACGUACACACAACAUUGUCGUAAACGAGGAGCUCAACUACGCCAUUGCCGCUGGUUCAGUCGGCGGCAACGAAACCGUACGAGUCCGUGGUAACUUGCCGUGCCGCGGUGGGUUGAUCUUCCUCAACAUCACCGACCCUGCCAAUCCAUGGAGUCCCGGGUGCGCUGCCGGUGAUGGAUACGUUCAUGACGCUCAAUGUUUGGUCUAUCGUGGCCCCGACGAACGAUACCAGGGUCGUGACAUAUGCUAUGGGUACAACGAGAACACUUUGACCAUCUUCGAUGUAACUAACAAGGUCGGCAAUACCACCAGCAUCAUUUCUAUCACCGACUUUCCUGGCGCCGAGUACAUCCACCAGGGUGUUGUGAACGACGAGCAGAACCAAGAAUUCCUUUUCCUCGAUGACGAAUUUGACGAGCGCGAUGCUAAAGUUGGCCCUAUGACUCAGGGCCUACCUACAACGCACAUCUUCGACAUCCGUGACUUGGAGAAGCCUCUAUACACUGGCAACUUUAACGGAAAGCGUCGCUCAAUAGAUCACAAUCAGUACAUUGUCGACGGCUAUCUUUACCAAUCCAAUUAUGGCGUCGGUCUAACAGUUUGGGACAUCCGUUCCGUCCCUGAAGACCCAUCUGGUGACAGCGUAUGCGAAGCCGGCUUCUUCGACAUCCACCCCGAGGACGACGAGGAGGUUGGUGGCGGUGUUGUCGCUUUCCUUGGUUCCUGGUCCUCAUACGCCAAAUUCAAAUCGGGUUUUAUCUUCGUUCACACGAUUGAGCGUGGAUCUUUUGUCGUCAAGAUGACCUCAAAAGAGUGUCCCAAACCCGCUGUUUGCAAAUCCGACAGCUGCUUCACCUCUCUUACCAACGAAGCGACUCUCGAGGAGAGCCAGGAUUUCUGUGGCAGCUACACUGCCAGGCAGAGGGAUAAUGUGAACGCUCUUCCCGAUUAUGCGAGGGUGGCUUGCCGUGGUAACAACGGAACUGCCACCUCUGAUAUCGUUUCGCAGGUCAGCAGUGCGUGCGCGUGCGUGCCCACCACUCCUGUCCCGGAGCUCCCUAGGACUACCAGCCGUCCUCCUGUUCCCACAGUCCUUCCCCGGACAAUGCGAUGA
This is a messenger RNA of Periconia digitata, 1833 nucleotides long. NCBI's taxonomy places the organism in Eukaryota, Fungi, Ascomycota, Dothideomycetes, Pleosporales, Periconiaceae. The record is from the annotation of a GenBank genome assembly.